AUUAUUUUGACGUCGGAGAAGUGUCAAAGUCAGAAAGCACAUUUCCGCUUCCUUUCCGUAAAAACCGUAGCCAUGAAAGCCAAAGGAGAGUUGAAGGAGUAUGAAGUUAUCGGGCGCAAAUUGCCCACCGAAAAGGAGAAGAGUACUCCUUUGUAUAAAAUGAGAAUUUUCUCUCCAGACAAAAUUGUAGCGAAGUCCCGCUUUUGGUAUUUCUUGAGGCAACUUAGGAAGUUCAAGAAAACUACUGGAGAAAUUGUGUCAGUUAGACAAAUUCCAGAAAAAUCUCCCAUUAAAAUUAAGAACUUUGGUAUUUGGUUGAGGUAUGACUCCCGUUCUGGUACACACAACAUGUACAGGGAAUACCGUGACCUCAGUGUAUCAGGUGCAGUAACAGCUUGUUACAGGGAUAUGGGAGCUCGCCACAGAGCUAGAGCUCAUUCCAUUCAGAUUAUUAAAGUUGAAGAAGUAAAGGCCAGCAACACCAGAAGGCCACAAGUAAAACAAUUCCACGAUUCAAAGAUCAGUUUCCCAUUACCUAAACGUAUCCAACACAAAUCAAUGAACCGUUUCUCAGUCCGCAAACCCAGAACAUACUUUUUGUAAUAUGUUAUAUUGGUUAGUUGUGGAUAAAUAAAUUCGUUUAUAUAUAUUUAAGAUAU
Diabrotica balteata is the source of this 659-nucleotide messenger RNA. The record is from the annotation of a GenBank genome assembly. Lineage: Eukaryota; Metazoa; Arthropoda; Insecta; Coleoptera; Chrysomelidae.